Messenger RNA from Candidula unifasciata, 771 nucleotides. Lineage: Eukaryota; Metazoa; Mollusca; Gastropoda; Stylommatophora; Geomitridae. The record is from the annotation of a GenBank genome assembly.
AUGGGGGUGAGCGAAUGUGUUCAGUACAUAAGGGAGAACUUUGCGAAGAAGUAUGGUGAGAACAUUGCAAGUGGAUUGUAUGAUCCCCGAGACUUGAAAAGGCUGCAGGAAGACUCUGUAUUUGCCAGUACAUACCUUAAAAACCAAGAAAAGCUAGAUGAAGCUGUUGACCUUGUUCAUUCCUCAUUAAAGUUUAGAAAAGAAAUCAAAGUUAAUGAUCUUAAAGAGAGCUCAUUUGAACCAGAACUGCUGAAACUUGGUUGUGCUUACUUUCACAAGAAAGAUGUCAAUGGACAUAGAAUAUUAUGGUUGAGGGUGAAACUCCAUAGAAAAGAUGCGCCCUCUGAGAAAAUUGAGGCAGAAAAGCAAGGUCUUGUGUUCACUAUAGAAAAAGCCUUCAAUGAGUGUCCACAACACGGAAUAGUUGUCCUUCUAGACAUGACUGCCUGUGGCAUGGCUAACUUGGACAUUGAUUUUGUCAAGUAUAUCAUCACCAUCUUCAGACAAUAUUAUCCAACAUUUUUAGCCUACAUGCUCAUAUAUGACAUGCCUUGGAUAUUCAAUGCUGCUUGGAAGAUCAUCAAGGCGUGGCUAAACCCAGAAUCUGUUGCCAAGAUUAGGUUUGUCUCCAAAGCAGAUGUACAGACUUAUGUGAAAGCAGAAGACCUACCCCCACAUAUGGGUGGCACAGAUGAUUUUGAGUAUGAGUACCGGCCAGGUAUGACAAAUGAACCUCUGUAUCCAGAAGAUGAUGUUAAAAAAGACAAAAAG